GCAGCUCCACAUUCAGAUGCUGAGUGGAGCAGCCGAAGGUGGGAGGAGGGAACGUUUUACAGGGAAGAACCAAACCACGACUCUUUUCGCGUUUAAGGAAGAAGAAGAAAAAAAAAGAAGAAGAAAAAGAAAAAACGCCCUUCGAUGCCACACGGAGGGGUUUUCCCUCAACACCUACAGCACUUCUGUCCUGGUCGCAGACGCUGCUGCAAUCAACGCGUCCUGAGCGAUCGGCGCUCGGCAGCAGCAGCAUCAGCAUCUCGUUGCAUGAAAUGCGUCACCGCGACCCGCUUCUCCCAUUUACGCACAUCGGCUCUCCACUCACGGACUGCGCUCCGAACUGACGAUUUCAUCCGGUAACCACAUGGUGUCACCACGCUGAGCCCCGGAGAGCAGGUAAGAAGGCUACUGGGGUCACAGAGACCAGCGCGUCCGGAGACAAACGCGGAGCGGAUGACGGCCAGAACCCCCGAGGCCUCCGGACCGUCGGUGCCGUUGCACCGCUGUCACGGGGUCUUCCAGGCCCGCAACGGCACCUGCGCGGAGCCCAUCAGCUUCUUCCCGCCGUUCUCCUCCACCCUGGCGCUCCUCGUGCUGGUGGCCGUGCUCGCGGGGAUCGUCCUGGUCUCCCUGGCCACGUUCCACUUCCACAAGAGGAAGCUUCGGAAGAGGAAGAUCCUGCGCGCCCAGGAGGAAUACGAGCGCGACCGCCGCAGCCCCGCGCGCGGGGAGCCCGCGAGGCCGUGCGUCAUCGUCCGACCGGCGAGGCGCGAGGAGCGACCCUCGUGCCGGGACGCGGAGACCGGGGACGCCGGGGUCGCCGCGGCGGGGGGUCGAACGGGCGCCGCUGCAGACGGCUCCUCUUGACUGUUCACUUGGUGCCACUUCAGGGAACGAGACUGUGGAAUAAAACAGGAAAAGCAAUAAGGCACAAAGAACUCACAGCCCCGUCUCCGCCGCGUGUAGGUGAAACAGUUAGUGCAGAAUAGUCGACUGCGUUGGCAGGUAGGAUAGUCACGUGGGCCACUCACCUUCCCUGUACACUAUUCGGCCGACCGGUAACUCCUUAUGGGGCUGUAUAAAGUAUUUGCCUGCUUUGACUUUUGGACCUCUUCCUCUUCCCCGGCCUAGAACGUUUAGACCACAGAGAUGUUUAAACUUUUAAACCUUCCAGAGAUGUGACACACACGGUUGUGUUUAAAUUAUUUAGAGUUUGGUGACACAACACAGACCACAUUGGCUCGCUGAUCUUCCUUGGCAUGUCUCUCUGACACACUACCAGUAUGUAGUUAGACUAUAAUGGAUGUUGUGGUGCUGUUAGGCAGUGCAAGGCUGCAUAUAGGCUGUAGACUAUGGCUUAUUUGUUUGGUUGUAUGUUUUCCUUCAAUUAAGUGACUUAGCAUAUUUGCCUCAAGUACUGUCCUCUGAUGUCAGUUAGACAUCUGUAGGUAGCUCUAGUUAGCCUGACAGGCUGCAAGAUUCUUUGCUGUAGUGAUGCACAUUUUAUUUAUGUGUCAGAUAGUAAUUCUUAGCGCUAAUACAGUAUUUUGAUUUUGGAGUAUUUAGGCUAUAAUGUAUUCUCUGACAUGUAAUGAAUUGAGAAUCCUUCCAACAGAGGGUUUCAUUUUAAGCCCGUCUAUUUAUUUUUUAUGCUUCAUGUUGUAUCAUGGUGGGUCGAAGAGCAGUGGGGUCUCAUUUAUUAUAUGAAUUCACUAUAAAUGUAUGUCAUUAUGAGAGCUGGAAUGUUUUACAGUAUCGUCAUCUUUCUGGAGUUCAUAUAAUCUGCCUUAUCAAAAGGAAAUAUGUAAUAUUCUAAGUUUAUAAAUAAAUACUUACAUUAUGUUCAGCCUUCAAA
Molecule: messenger RNA, 1855 nt
Organism: Gasterosteus aculeatus aculeatus (three-spined stickleback)
Lineage: Eukaryota; Metazoa; Chordata; Actinopteri; Perciformes; Gasterosteidae
Source: RefSeq, a predicted model, not a curated record